Colletotrichum fioriniae is the source of this 1254-nucleotide messenger RNA. RefSeq lists its product as uncharacterized. The record is from RefSeq and is a predicted model, not a curated record. NCBI's taxonomy places the organism in Eukaryota, Fungi, Ascomycota, Sordariomycetes, Glomerellales, Glomerellaceae.
AUGCUAGCCAACGUUGAUAUCAACCAAGACACUUUCCUCGACUUCAUCGAUACCUUUAAUAAGUCACUCGAACCUAACCCUUGGAUCAGCGCCGUCAAUUUGGCGGGGUUUGCAGGAGAAGCGCUGCCCGAUCCCGCAUCGCUACUCUUCGGCUUCGCUGUCGAGGCUGCCACGGAGGCCUUCAUGGAGGGACAGAGUUUGUUCUGCUCCAACAAGUUCUUGAACUACGUCAACGCAGAGUUCUUCAUUCCACGAGGGUUAGUCUGCCUCGUUGUUACAUGGCAGCCCGACAACGACAGCGGUCAAUUCGCCACCAACUUUGUGGAGGAAGUGGACGUGCCCCAAACCAAGCCUGAUUUAAAGCAGGAAAUCUCAGAUAUUGCCGCAGAAAAAAAGAAGCCUUCAGAGGGCUGGCAAGAGUUGAAGACAGAGAUGGGCGAGUUGAUGAAACCCACUCAUGGCGACUUCAGCUGGCCUGAGCCGGCGCCUCUUAUCUUCCCGGACUUCAAGGGUACCCCCGAAAUACGUGAUGUUGGAGCUAAAAAGAAGAAAGCUUGGGACAGAAUGGAAGAUUGGAUCAAUGAACACUCAGACAAACGCGCUCAAGCUAGCUGGAUCGACGAGAACAAACAUCACCCAGGGAUAAACCUGGUGCCACAACCAAAGUUCAAGUCACGUUACGCUGACCCGAAUCAUCAAAUAUCUAGUGGUGACCUUGUCUCUUUGGUCACAGGAGGUCGCUGGAGGCUUGCUACAGAUGAAGAAGCCGAGUCCAGCAAGCAGUCAGAGAAGCGGGCUCGAAAGGAUUGUGAGAAAGUGAAGAGAGACGAAAAGAAGAAGAGGAAAGAAGAAAGCAAGAAGAUCACAAAGGAAGACAAAAAGAGAAUCAUUCUGAAAGCGGAGCAAGGAAAGAAGGUUGAUGGCGAAUUCAGCGAGACGGCAGAUCAACAGGAGAAUACGGAUGAGAUCGUUGACCUAAGAAGUCACAAAGUAAAGGAGACCAGCAGAGAUAGUGUUGAGGAAGAUGAUGAAACGAAACCAAACAGAAAAGCCGGAAAUGACGACGUGAAAGGUCACCAGGUUGGGGGACUCAGGGGUGAAAACCAAUCCCAGAAGGCGAAGAAGAAAGCUGGUUCUUCAAGCAAUUCAAGUGAUGUCUUCAAGGAUCUUUUCCAAAAGGACGUACUGUACCUGGCUAUCCUCGAUCUACCAUGCCAGAGGAAGGUGACUGAAGACUUGAGUGAUCAGCCGUAG